Molecule: messenger RNA, 2064 nt
Organism: Ictalurus furcatus (blue catfish)
Lineage: Eukaryota; Metazoa; Chordata; Actinopteri; Siluriformes; Ictaluridae
Gene: sqstm1
Product: sequestosome 1
Exons: 8
Coding region: 181-1563 (460 amino acids)
Biological process (GO): mitophagy; aggrephagy; endosome organization
Cellular component (GO): aggresome; amphisome
Molecular function (GO): protein kinase C binding; zinc ion binding; K63-linked polyubiquitin modification-dependent protein binding
Source: RefSeq, a predicted model, not a curated record
GCGGAAUUGUACCCAGUGCUCAAGGAAGUCAGCUGAUCCGUGUUUGGGGUUGGUUUUUUUUUUUUUCCUUUCCGCGCCCUCCCCCACUUCUUCUCUUGUUUAUUACUAAGGACGCAAUUUCUGCUGCGCAACACACGCCAGAGCCCGAAUUUCUAACUAAUAACCGAAGAAGACGCCAACAUGUCGGUGACCGUGAAGGCUUACCUCCUCGGGAAAGAGGACUGUCAUAAGGAGAUCCGUCGCUUCGCAGUCGAUCAGGACGUCUCGACAAGUUUCGAGUACUUGAGUCGUAAGGUGGUGGAUGUUUUCGCGAACCUCCGCAAUGUCGCCUUCCAGAUGUACUACAGAGAUGAGGAUGGAGACAUGAUUGCUUUCUCUACUGAUGACGAGCUCAUGAUGGGACUGACUAUGGUGAAGGACGAUACCUUCCGCAUUUUCAUCAAGGAAAAAAAGGAGCACAAGCGUGACUUCCCACAUCAUAAUGAUCAAGGGUUCCCCUUCCACACUGCUCCAGCACCACAUCACAUGGGUCCUCCAGGACACCCUCAUAUGGGUCCACACCAUAUGGGUCCACCUUUUCACCACCAACCCAUGGUUCACCCCGGUGUGACUUGUGAUGGUUGUGAGGGACAAGUGGUUGGGACCCGAUUCAAGUGCACCACGUGCCCUGAUUAUGACCUGUGCUGCACCUGCCAGGCCAAGGGCCUCCACAAGGAACAUGCUCUCCUGCCCAUUUUUCACCCCAUGGCCAAUAUGCACGAGUGGUUUCCUCGUGGCAAAUUUUGGCGCAAGAUGAGGCACUGCAUGUGGGCCCAGGCUCAGAACCAGGCUCAAAACCAGGCCCAGGCUCAAAACCAGGCUCCGGCUCAGAACCAGGCCCAGGCCGGACCAUCUGGAUGCCAGCCAGGCUCCCAGCAGGCUAACUCGCAGGAAGGCCAAGCUCAAAAUGGCACCUCAUCUGCUCAGGCCAAUAUGGAGUACCUGAAGAACAUUGGAGAGGGUGUGGCUGCCUUGCUCAGCCCCCUUGGUAUCGACGUGGACAUUGAUGUAGAGCACGAGGGCAAGAAGGCCAAAGUGACACCAUCUCCUUCUGCAUCGAGUGGACCUCCUAGUGGCCGGAGCGAUGGUAGCCCUGGAGGCCUUUCCAAGGGUGCAGAUGGAGGUCCAAGCAGUGUAGGGAGUACCAAUGGGGGACCGAAGGAUCAGAAAGACCAAAAUAACGAUGAAGAGUGGACCCACCUGAGCUCAAAGGAGGUGGACCCGUCCACAGGCGAGCUCCAGUCGCUGAGGAUGGAGGUGGAUGGAGCAAACGAGAACCCGGCUCCACUCAGCCACAGCUCCACCCUUAACCCAGGCCCCAGUGGUCUACGUGAGGCUGCCCUCUAUCCACACCUGCCUCAAGACGCUGACCCUCGGCUGGUGGAGUCUCUGUCCCAGAUGCUCUCCAUGGGCUUCACAGAUGAAGGUGGUUGGCUGACCAGGCUGCUCCACACCAAGAACUUCGACAUAGGGGCUGCUCUGGACACCAUCCAGUACGCCAAAUCCCCAGGCCAACGGAAGUGACGCACAAGGCCCAAAAUAAAUAAAUAAUGGGGGUUGCGUUUAAGUAAUCAUUUUGAAAACCCCAUGCUAACCCAAUUAAUCAUCUCUUGUCUUUUCUAAAUCUAUAACAAAUUUUCGUUCAUAAUGCUGACAUACAUACAUAUACAUAUAACUCAGGCAUUUUAAAUAAUACAGAUUUCUAUUUUAUUCAACUUUGAGACCCUACAUAAAAAUGAACAUGGAAUUUAACGUAAAGCUCCUGUGCGAGUGCAGUCACACUGUCGUAGGUUGGCUCCAUCACUUCACAUAGAGCACAAAAUAAUUUACAUUUCAUUUCCAAACUUCAGGAAGUGUCUAAAUGUAUCUGUUCCUACUCAUUAGUGGUAGUUUGUUUUAUUCUGUAAGGAAAAUCAAAGGAGUAUAUUUGUUAGUCAGAAUGAAAAAAAAAAAAAAAAAAAAGGUUAUAUUCUUUACUUUUACACACUUUCCUGCCUUGUCUGUCAAAUAAAUUGUCUGCAAAGA